AUGGCUAAUUCCAACCCGCACAUUGCUCAAACCCUACUUCAUCGCGCCUUUUCUCCAUCGACUGCGGAAUCGCAUUACCAGGAACGCGCUGUCCAGCGCCCUCUGUAUGUUCGCGCAACAUCUCCGACACCAUCAGCUCGCGCUGUUCGCCGUCAAGCUCUGAACGAACGUAAAGAAGCCGCUAGGAAGCGCAGCAAAAACAAGCCUCGUCCACUCUCUGCCGCAAAAAAGCGUGCGCUGGGCCUCAAUGAAAUUUCAAGGGAGCAGCAAAAGUAUGCCAUCUACGAGGGACUACAUAAUCUCUGGGUAGGCUACAUGAGAGAAGUGCUGGGCGUGAAUGAUGUGUCAAAGGGUGUCGUGAUCACUCCAAACGCAAGCGGCCAGAUACUAGCGACUGCCGAUAUGCACGGCGCGCUGAUGACCGUGGUGAGGAGCCGUUGCGUGAGUCGUGUCGGGUUAGAAGGCAUAGUCGUACGUGACACUCGAUUCACCUUUGAUCUCAUAACCAAGAACAACAUUAUCAAAUCUGUACCCAAGGAGCACACCAUCUUCCGGUUUGAAGUGCCACUCCUAUCUAAUGAAGGAGAGCCGCCGAAGAAGCCACUGACUUUUGACAUCAACGCCGAACAAUUUCAAACACGAGCGGCCGACCGCGCCAACAAGAAAUUCAGGAUCCACUAUCAGCCGGAUAUAUGA
Molecule: messenger RNA, 696 nt
Organism: Bipolaris oryzae ATCC 44560
Lineage: Eukaryota; Fungi; Ascomycota; Dothideomycetes; Pleosporales; Pleosporaceae
Exons: 2
Coding region: 1-696 (231 amino acids)
Biological process (GO): rRNA processing; tRNA 5'-leader removal
Cellular component (GO): ribonuclease MRP complex; ribonuclease P complex
Molecular function (GO): ribonuclease P RNA binding
Source: RefSeq, a predicted model, not a curated record